CACUGUUGCUGUGAAAACAGGGCUGAGCAGGCUAUUGAAAGCCACAGAAACCAGAAGAAACUAGUCAUGAAAACCCUGACUAUCAGCUGACAGAUUUCUUCCUGAGAACUCAUAAUUGAGCAUUUUUUUCCAGACUAGAGCAAAUCUUCAGGAGCUGACCAGGAUCCGGAGCUGUUUCAGCCCAACUUGGCUCUGAUCUCUUUGGUCAUGCUGGAGGGUGCCGAGUUCUACUUUAACGUGGACCAUGGCUACCUGGAAGGCCUGGUGCGAGGGUGCAAGGCCAGCCUGUUGACCCAGCAGGACUACAUCAACCUGGUCCAGUGCGAGACCCUGGAAGAUGUGAAAAUUCAUCUCCAGACCACUGAUUAUGGCAACUUCUUGGCUAAUCAAACAAAUCCUCUUACUGUUUCCAAAAUUGACACGGAGAUGAGGAAAAAGCUGUGCAGAGAAUUUGAAUAUUUCCGGAAUCAUUCCCUGGAACCUCUGAGCACAUUUUUUACAUACAUGACGUGCAGUUACAUGAUAGACAAUGUGAUUCUAUUGAUGAACGGUGCAUUGCAAAAAAAAUCUGUGAAAGAAAUUCUGGUGAAGUGCCACCCACUGGGCCGUUUCACAGAAAUGGAAGCAGUCAACAUUGCUGAGACACCUUCGGACCUCUUCAAUGCUGUUCUGGUUGAAACACCAUUAGCUCCAUUCUUUCAAGACUGCAUGUCUGAAAAUACCCUAGAUGAACUGAAUAUUGAAUUACUGCGCAAUAAACUGUACAAGUCUUACCUCGAGGCAUUCUAUAAAUUCUGUAAGAAUCAUGGUGAUGUCACAGCAGAAAUCAUGUGUCCCAUUCUUGAGUUUGAGGCUGACAGACGUGCUUUUAUCAUCACUCUUAACUCCUUUGGCACUGAACUGAGCAAAGACGACCGGGAGACCCUCUACCCGACCUGUGGCAAGCUGUACCCUGAGGGGCUGCGCCUGUUGGCUCAAGCAGAAGACUUUGAUCAGAUGAAGAGAGUAGCAGACCAUUAUGGAGUAUAUAAGCCUUUGUUUGAGGCUGUGGGUGAUGGCAGUGGAGGAAAGACGUUGGAGGAUGUGUUUUAUGAGCGUGAGGUACAAAUGAAUGUGCUGGCAUUCAACAGGCAAUUCCACUAUGGUGUGUUUUACGCAUACACAAAGCUGAAGGAACAAGAAAUGAGAAAUAUCGUGUGGAUAGCAGAAUGCAUUUCACAAAGACAUCGAACUAAAAUUAACAGUUACAUUCCAAUUUUAUAACCCAGUGAGGGACCUCACAUGCGGAAAAUCUUACAUAGUAAGAAGAGGUUCUGAGGGGAAAAAAAAUAAUUGUGUUAUAUUAUCUGGGUUAUAUAAAAAUAAUCCACACCAUUGCAGACCCACUAGAAACAUAGUAAAUCAGCCCUGAAAUAGUAUUUCUUUUUUUUUCCAGCGGCCUUAAAUUUUGUUUCCCCAUUUAUGUCUCACUUUUUACCAGAUCUUAGACAUUAAUCCUAAUUAACCUAUAGUACUUUUCCUAUUCUUGUUUGGUUGUAUUAACAAUCAGAUCUAACUAAAGUAUUUUACUCUUGCUUUCCUAUGCUUCUCCACAGGCCCAAGUACUGUCUGCUUUUCUUUUUCCUCCCCUAUGUCCACAAAAAUCCAGGGCUAUAUGAGGCCAACAUGGACCACAUGUGAUGAAAAUAUUGUAUUUUUUUUCCUAAUACACUUUUACUGGUUGUCUUGGGAAAGCUACACAAUUCUGAAUCAUAUUCCUUAGAUGCAAGUAGUAUUAAAUUUGUUAUUAAGGCUCCUGUUUAAACUUUCCUCACAAUUCCCUUUAAAUCUCUUGCAGUUCCUUCAUGCUUUGCCUGAGAAGAAAGUAACCCUGCUAAUUGUAUUUCAUUCAUUCAGAAGAAUAAAUCCCACAUUCAGUUUACAAGA
Molecule: messenger RNA, 1926 nt
Organism: Lynx canadensis (Canada lynx)
Lineage: Eukaryota; Metazoa; Chordata; Mammalia; Carnivora; Felidae
Gene: ATP6V0D2
Product: ATPase H+ transporting V0 subunit d2
Exons: 8
Coding region: 208-1263 (351 amino acids)
Biological process (GO): proton transmembrane transport; vacuolar transport; vacuolar acidification
Cellular component (GO): lysosomal membrane; proton-transporting V-type ATPase, V0 domain; plasma membrane proton-transporting V-type ATPase complex
Molecular function (GO): proton-transporting ATPase activity, rotational mechanism
Source: RefSeq, a predicted model, not a curated record